Molecule: messenger RNA, 1179 nt
Organism: Zingiber officinale
Lineage: Eukaryota; Viridiplantae; Streptophyta; Magnoliopsida; Zingiberales; Zingiberaceae
Exons: 4
Coding region: 183-761 (192 amino acids)
Source: RefSeq, a predicted model, not a curated record
AGCCCUAUAAAAUCGACGUCAUUAAUCUUCCUCCCUCUGCUCCUCUCCUCUCUGUUCUCGCCUCCGCCAUUGAUCGCCUCCUCGUGAAGCUGUGGGAGCAGCGGAGGCGCCGAAGUGCUUCUUGCCUUGGCCGAUCUCUCUGCGACUUGUAGCGCCUGCUCUUUCGUCUUCACCUCGGAGGCAUGGCAGAGGACCUUCGGCUUCCUGCUGAGCUCCUGGACGACGGUUUUUUCCACGGCUUCAUCGUCGACGACAACGACAAGGUGCGGGACCUGCUCAAUGAGGUGGAGCUCCGGCGGUGGAUCCAGCACCAGCAUCGGCUCCCGAAUCAAGCGAGGAACCCUAGUCCCUUUCUCGCCCAUCGUCAGCUGCAGGCGGCUCGAAUCCGGCACCUGAAGCAGCAGCAGUUAAUGCAGCAGCAAUUCUGGUUGGAAAGACAAAGGAACGCAAAAGGAGUCGGCGGCGGCCACUGCCCUAGUUUUUCUCCUUCCCGGCGUACUCCAUUUCAAGUCCAGCAUCAGCCCCUUCCCGCGUCUGGCAUGAAUACUGUCUUCCUUUCCGUCUCCGGCGCCAGAAAAGGACCCACUGGCACCGGCGUCUUCCUCCCCCGAACGUCCAACAACAAGCCCCAGCCGCAAAAGAAGUCAGAUUCAUUUCUGGGAAGAAGAACAAACCCUGUGAGAACAAGUCCACAGCCUGGUGUUGGUGCUGCUGCCAUUAGAACCCCCAUGAGCUGCCUUCCCCAGGAGUGGACCUACUGACCAACUUCACCAACUGUGCUCACGUUCAAUUCCCAAAUAAAGAAGAAGGAAACCAACAGGUCUUAGUGGAAGAGGUAGUGAGGCUGUGCUGGUUGCUGGUUGGGACAAUAAUUCAAUGUUUCUUAGGGUUUAGGGUUUGAGGUUUGUUGACAAUAAGGUCCUCGGUUACCUACUUUGGAGCCUCCAAGGACAAGCAAAGUCUCUCUUGGUUAUUGAUUUUGUUUGCUCUGCGUGCUGCAUCAAUUGGUAUCUGAGUUUUAGGGUUUUAGGGCUUAAGAUGUAUGGUGGUGUUUCUUCGUGCCGUGUGAGCAGGGAUAAUAAUAAUGAGCCAUUGAAGGGUGCCUUUUUUUUUUCUUUUGGUGAGUAGCAAUGUGCUUUUUCAUUGAAAUAAAUGAUGUGUUGGUGAUGACUUAGUGCA